AUGCUCCUGAGGCAGAUGCACGCCAGGGUCUCCCACUCCCUGCCAGACCCAUGCCAAGCAGAAGACAGCAGGCCCUCGGCCACCUGUGCCUUGAAGGAGGGGCUGUCUCCAUGCCACCUGUUGACAGUGAGGGUCAUCCGGAUGAAAAAUGUCCGGCAGGCUGACAUGCUGAGCCAGACAGACUGUUUUGUGAGCCUCUGGCUGCCCACCGCCUCUCAGAAGAAGCUGAGGACAAGGACCAUCUCCAACUGCCCAAAUCCAGAGUGGAAUGAAAGCUUCAACUUCCAGAUCCAGAGCCGAGUGAAGAACGUGCUAGAGUUGAGUGUCUGUGAUGAAGACACAGUGACACCUGAUGACCAUCUCCUGACAGUUCUCUAUGACCUCACCAAGCUCUGUUUCCGAAAGAAAACCCACGUGAAGUUUCCACUCAACCCGCAGGGCAUGGAAGAGCUGGAGGUGGAGUUCCUGCUGGAGGAGAGUCCCUCUCCACCUGAGACCCUCGUCACCAAUGGCGUGCUGGUGUCUCGACAAGUCUCCUGCCUGGAGGUUCAUGCACAAUCCAGGAGGCGGAGGAAGAGGGAGAAAAUGAAGGACCUCCUGGUGAUGGUGAAUGAAUCCUUUGAGAACACCCAGCGUGUCCAGCCCUGCUUGGAACCCUGCUGCCCAACCUCUGCCUGCUUCCAAACCGCUGCCUGCUUCCACUACCCCAAGUACUUCCAGUCCCAGGUGCACGUGGAAGUGCCCAAGAGUCACUGGAGCUGUGGGCUUUGCUGCUGCUCUCGCAAGAACGGCCCCAUCAGCCAGCCCCUCGACUGCCUUUCCGAUGGUCAGGUGAUGACCCUGCCUGUGGGUGAGAGUUAUGAAUUACACAUGAAGUCUACACCCUGCCCUGAGACACUGGACGUGCGGCUGGGCUUCAGCCUGUGCCCAGCAGAGCUGGAGUUUCUGCAGAAGCGGAAGGUCGUGGUGGCCAAGGCCCUGAAGCAGGUGCUGCAGCUGGAGGAAGACCUGCAGGAGGAUGAGGUGCCGCUGAUAGCCAUCAUGGCCACUGGGGGUGGAACAAGAUCCAUGACCUCCAUGUAUGGCCACCUGCUGGGGCUGCAGAAGCUGAACCUCCUGGACUGUGCCAGCUACAUCACUGGUCUAUCAGGGGCCACCUGGACCAUGGCUACCUUGUACCGUGACCCUGACUGGUCCUCCAAAAACUUGGAGCCUGCUAUCUUUGAGGCUCGGAGACACGUGGUAAAGGACAAGCUACCCUCCCUGUUCCCAGACCAGCUCCGCAAAUUCCAGGAGGAGCUCCGGCAGCGCAGCCAGGAAGGCUACAGGGUCACCUUUACAGACUUCUGGGGCCUGCUGAUAGAGACCUGCCUGGGGGACGAGAGAAAUGAAUGCAAACUGUCAGAUCAGCGUGCUGCUUUAAGCUGCGGCCAGAACCCCCUGCCCAUCUACCUCACCAUCAAUGUCAAGGAUGAUGUAAGCAACCAGGACUUCAGAGAGUGGUUCGAGUUCUCCCCCUACGAGGUGGGCCUGCAGAAGUAUGGGGCCUUCAUCCCCUCCGAGCUCUUCGGCUCCGAGUUCUUCAUGGGGCGGCUGGUGAAGAGGAUCCCGGAGUCUCGAAUCUGCUACAUGCUAGGCCUGUGGAGCAGCAUCUUCUCCCUGAAUCUGCUGGAUGCCUGGAAUCUGUCACACACCUCGGAGGAGUUUUUCCACAGGUGGACAAGGAAGAAAGUGCAGGACAUCGAAGACGAGCCAAUCCUGCCUGAAAUCCCCAAAUGUGAUGCUAACAUCCUGGAGACCACGGUAGUGAUCCCAGGGUCAUGGCUGUCCAAUUCUUUCCGAGAAAUCCUUACCCAUCGUUCCUUCGUGUCUGAGUUUCACAACUUCCUGUCUGGGCUGCAGCUGCACACCAACUACCUCCAGAAUGGCCAGUUCUCUAGGUGGAAAGACACAGUGCUGGAUGGUUUCCCAAACCAGCUGACCGAGUCCGCGAACCACCUGUGCCUGCUGGACACUGCGUUCUUUGUCAACUCCAGCUACCCGCCCCUCCUCAGGCCAGAGCGAAAAGCCGACCUCAUCAUCCACCUCAACUACUGUGCUGGGUCCCAGACAAAGCCCCUGAAACAAACUUGUGAGUACUGCACUGUGCAGAACAUCCCCUUCCCCAAAUACGAGCUGCCAGAUGAGAAUGAAAAUCUCAAGGAAUGCUACCUGAUGGAGAACCCCCAGGAACCCGAUGCCCCCAUCGUGACUUUCUUCCCACUCAUCAAUGACACUUUCCGAAAAUACAAGGCACCAGGUGUAGAGCGAAGCCCUGAGGAGCUGGAGCAGGGCCAGGUGGAUAUUUAUGGUCCCAAAACUCCCUAUGCCACCAAGGAGCUGACAUACACAGAGGCCACCUUUGACAAGCUGGUGAAACUCUCAGAGUAUAACAUCCUGAAUAAUAAGGACACUCUCCUCCAGGCUCUGCGGCUCACAGUGGAGAAGAAGAAGCGCCUGAAGGGCCAGUGUCCCUCCUAGGCCCCAGGGAGCCUCCCCUGUUCUGUGUCAGCUUCUGCCAUCAGAGGUGCAGGACCCCUCAGGGCUGACCAGGUUACUACGCAGCCAGCUCUGCUCUCUGGCAAUGGGUGUGAGCAGGUUGGCCUGGGCUUUCUAACGAAAAAUAAAAAAUUUUUAAAAGUUGAGAAAGUCAGAAAGAGAGAGAGAGGAGCCCUGUUGGGGUUUUAUACCCACUAGAGUUUCUUCAAGUGCUUCCCUACAGAGAAGGUGGUCUCAUAGCCACAGGCUCCCACACGUCUGUGGAGAGGAAAAGCCUGGGGAAGAGGCUGGGCCCCCAGAAACCUCGACUCAGAGGCAGAGCCCAGGGCUGGCAGCCCUCCCCUCUCUGUCCUCCAGCUCGUGUGGCGGGCCUAGGGAAAUGCACAGAAGGACCUGAGAGGCACUCGGCGUUUCCCUGGAAAAACACUUCAAAAUUUAAGGCAAUUCUAGUCUUGUGAUUUUUGUGUUUUUUUAGACGGAGUCUCACUCUGUUGCCCAGGCUGGAGUGCAAUGGCACGAUCUCGGCUCACUGCAACCUCUGCCUCCCAGGUUCAAGCAAUUCUCCUGCCUCAGCCUCCCAAGUAGCCGGGAUUAUAGGCACCCGCCACCACGCCCAGCUAAUUUUUUGUAUUUUUAGUAGCCAGGCUGGUCUCAAACUCCUGACCUCAGGUGAUCCACCUGCCUCGGCCUCCCAAAGUGCUGGGAUUACAGGCAUGAGCCAACGCACCCAGCCCUAGUCUCAUUAUUUUUAUAGGCAAUUAUAUUUCAUGAUUUUUAUUUUUAUGAAUCGGAGUAUUAAUAGGAAGCAUGAAGCUAGAAGAUCUAGAUGGAGCCCUAGAAAUAAGCCAGUCUAUGCCACAACAAAGCCAAAUAGGUAGCCGGUUUCAGUGGCUCUCUCCAGCUACCCAGAGCUCCAGGGCUGGUGAUCCAUGUCAUCAUGACCAGGCAGCCAUGCCCAAGCAUCCAGCUCCAAACAAAUGC
Molecule: messenger RNA, 3519 nt
Organism: Gorilla gorilla gorilla (western lowland gorilla)
Lineage: Eukaryota; Metazoa; Chordata; Mammalia; Primates; Hominidae
Gene: PLA2G4E
Product: phospholipase A2 group IVE
Exons: 20
Coding region: 1-2520 (839 amino acids)
Biological process (GO): glycerophospholipid catabolic process
Cellular component (GO): cytosol
Molecular function (GO): calcium ion binding; calcium-dependent phospholipid binding
Source: RefSeq, a predicted model, not a curated record